This is a messenger RNA of Hypanus sabinus (Atlantic stingray), 5405 nucleotides long. Its product is annotated as zinc finger protein 239-like. The transcript is spliced from 2 exons. Gene Ontology annotation, molecular function: DNA-binding transcription factor activity, RNA polymerase II-specific; RNA polymerase II cis-regulatory region sequence-specific DNA binding. The record is from RefSeq and is a predicted model, not a curated record. NCBI's taxonomy places the organism in Eukaryota, Metazoa, Chordata, Chondrichthyes, Myliobatiformes, Dasyatidae. Gene Ontology annotation, biological process: central nervous system development; regulation of transcription by RNA polymerase II. Gene Ontology annotation, cellular component: nucleus. The coding region runs from base 1915 to 2784 and encodes 289 amino acids.
GUUACUGUCAGAUUCUGCAGUUCUUGCGGCUGCUCAUCGCACCCAGGACUGAACCCUGGUCACUGAGCAUUGGAGGAGUCUGUUCUGCUGAUGUUAGCCUUAAACUAGACUGGUGUUUAAUAUUGUGGAGCUGUGAAAGAUAAAUCAGUUUGUAUCAAAUCCCGUGUCUCACUUGAGAGACCACUCGGCCCAGCUGGUCCCUGUCCAUUUUUCUGUUCCAUAUCAGUAUAUGAAAAUCUAUCCCUGCCGUUCCCCUCUCACCCUCCCUGAGAUGACAGAUUGCAACUAGUCACUACUCCGUGGGAUAGGAGAUUUCCCUUGAAUUUCACAGAAACAUAGAAAUCUACAACAUAUUACUGAUGCUUUGGCCCACAAUAUCGUACCGACCAUGUAACUUAGUCUCUUAACUGUCUAGAAUUACCCUACCGCAUAGCCACCUAUUUCCUAAGCUCCAUGUACCUAUCUAAGCGUCUCUUAAAAGAUCCUAUUUUAUCCGCCUCUACCGACGCUGGCGGUACAUUCCACACAGACAUCACUCUCUGUUUAAAAAAAAACUUGGCUCUGACGCCUCCCCUGUACCUACCUCCAAGCAGCUUAAACCUAUUCCCCCUCGUGUUAGCCGUUUAUGCCCUGGGGAAAAAGCCUCUGACUAUCUACACGACCAAUGCCUCUCAUCAUCUUAUACACCUGCAUGAAUUUCCUGCAUGAUUUUCUCCCGUCUGAACAAGACGAUGAGCUCACUGUGGUUGUGACGUUGUUCAGGGCUCCGGACGAAGAUGGUUAAACUCCUUCUUCCCCACUCUUUUCAAUGUUUUAGGUCAUUCUCACUAAUUUCAAAGGUCUUCGCUUCGAACUGCUGGGUUGUUACAAUGCACCUCUGAAGUCUGACAGCAGACUAGCGAGUGAAUGGAGCAGAGUCUGAAACCAAUUUGCCAGUCAGGGAUUUGGGGCUCCAGAAAGAGAUGGGGCCUGGAGUUUACAAGGAGGAGGAAGAAGACAAACCAAACCUGCAGGAUGUGGCUACAAAUGAAAGAUCAGACACAUUUGGAAACUGCUUGAUUGAAAAAAAAGUGGUCAAUUUCUGCAAAAUACUGGAGGAAAUCAACAUAUCAGGCAGAAAAUGUGGAGAGGAAUAAAUAGACAACGUUUAGGCCGAGCCCUUCAGCAUGCCUAGACUGUGGACUCCUCUGCUUAGUUGCUGCCUGAACUGCACAGUUCCUCCAGCAUUGUGGGUUUGUGUGUGUGUGUCUGUAUUUCUAGCAACUGCAGAAUCGUUUGUGUUUUAUAUCUUCAUUUGUAAGAGGGUUGUACUUCGGUAUUAGAUAAACAGAAUGCCUGUUGAUAUUGUUUUUGGGAGCCGCUUUCUACGUUAAAAGAGCUGCUGAGUUUUCUACACAGAAAAAACCCUGAGGUGUGGACAUAAAACCGGUGCUUGCAGGAACUUUUUAUGGCACCGUGAUUACCCAUAAAACAGUGCGUUUAAAAUUUCUCUGCCUCUGAACCACCAAUCAAAUGCGCAGGCGUCAAGGUUGUUGACGUAUUCAGAUCGCAUGCGCGCUGUACACAAAAGGACUCAGCAGGAGCGUUCAAGGUUAAAAACGAGAAGGAAUUUGUCUCCACGAAUCUCAGAUACGGCACGGCAAUUUUGCUGUCUCUGUCCCGAUAUUUAAGAAGUGGAGCAAGGGAUUCAAUCGACCAUCCUUCCUGCUCAGACUGUGGGAAUGGUUUCACUCGGUUAUCUCAGUUGAAGGUACAUCAGCAAGUUCCCACUGGGCAAGGCCAUUCAUCUGUUCUGUGUGUGAGAAAGGGUUCUAUUUGGCAUCCCACCUGCGGACAGACCAGUCCGAUCACACUGGGCCGAGGCUGGUCAUCUGCUGAAUUUCAGGGAAGGGAUUCUCUCGGUCAUCUGACCAAAUGGCACACCAGCAAGUUCAUACCGGGAAGCGGCCAUUCACCUGCUCAGACUGUGGGAAGGGAUUCACACUGUCGUCCCACCUACAGAGACACCAUCGAGUUCACACUGGGGAGAAGCCGUUCACUUGCUCGGUCUGUGGGAAGAGAUUCAGUGAGUCAUCUGACCUACUGGUACAUCAGCGAGUUCACACUGGGGAGAGGCCAUUCACCUGCUCAGUCUGUGGGAAGGGAUUCACUCAGUCAUCCAACCUACUGGUACAUCAGCGAGUUCACUCUGGGGAGAGGCUGUUCACCUGCUCAGUCUGUGGGAAAGGAUUCACACUGUCAUCCCACCGACAGAGACAUCUGCGAAGUCACACUGGAGAGAAGCCAUUCACCUGCUCAGAAUGUGGGAAGGGAUUUACACUGUCAUCCCACCUACAGAGACACCAGCGAGUUCACACUGUGGAGAAGCCAUUUACCUGCUCAGAAUGUGGGAAAGGAUUCACUCAGUCAUCCAUACUGCAGAUUCAUCAGCGAGUUCACACUGGGGAGAAGCCGUUCACCUGCUCAGACUGCGGGAUGAGAUUCACCUGCUCAUCUAAACUGAAGGUACAUCAGAGAGUUCACACUGGGGAGAAGCCGUACACCUGCUUAGACUGUGGGAAGGGAUUCACUCAAUCAUCCAACCUACUGGUACAUCAGCGAGUUCACACUGGGGAGAGGCCAUUCACCUGCUCAGUCUGUGGGAAGAGAUUCACUUGCUCAACAAAACUGAAGGUACAUCAGAGAGUUCACACUGUGGAGAAGCCGUUCACGUGCUCAGUCUGUGGGAAAGGAUUCACUCAGUCAUCCAAACUACAGAAUCAUCAGCGAGUUCACACUGGGUAGAAGCCGUUCACGUGCUCAGUCUGUGGGAAAGGAUUCACUCAGUCAUCCCAAUUACUGGCACACCAGUCAGUUCACAAUGGGGAGUGGCUGUUGUUAUGAAUCCCUGGGUUUUGUUUGCUGUGGACUGUCAUUUUAAGAGAGAGACAGAUUAAGAAGGUGAAUCAGUCUGACUUGCAGCUUGUUUACAUUGCUCACAACUUGUUUAGUUUUAACUGAGGACACAGACACUCAGAGUCAGACGGAGACGAAGGAGGAAAAAUGAAAGGAUCGAAACCAGGGAACUAGAGGCCAAGGGUCAAUCUUUGGAACUUUCCUAUGCCCACAAGGGUGGGUUAGUUAUCGAUUCAUCGUACAUCGAACGUGUGGUGGUCACCUCGUUUGAUCCAUAGGAGUGGAUCUGAUUUGGGGUAUCAUGUGAAGACCACUGAUGUGUUAACCCUUGCCUGGGUGUGGUGACGAUACCCCUUGUGACAAUUUGCUUUUGGUGAUAAUUCGUAUUUGGAUUUGGAAUGACAAUGGAUAAAAUCUACAUCGAUUAUUCUCUCGCUUUACCACCAUGGAACCUGUGGAAUUCGACAUAAUUGCCUUCUCUUGACAUUUACCCCGGAUUACAAAUAUCUCAUCACCUAUUCCGUGGAUGAACUGAGCUUUCAUACUUUACUAUCUCAAGACUCCAAGCCUUGUUUCCCCCGUGCUCAGUAGUUUGGGAGUUAUAUUUACACACAUUUAUUCACAUAACACUGUUAACUUCUGUUUAUCUUGUUUAAGUUACAAUAUUAUAAGUAGUUAUUAAUAAAGAUAGUGGUUUUAACAUCAAAACCAGACUCCAGGUGUAGUCUAUUGCUGCUGGUUUGUUUCUAAAGCGUUACGGUUCAUAACAAAAUUGCAUCCUGCGUCCGGGAUAUGAACAAACUUGGGGAAAUAUUGAUCGAUUAAUUAUCGAGUUGAUUGGGGUGAUCCCUUUUGAUUUAUUUGUGUGUGGAAAUCAGCAGCAAUGGAUAUUUAUAUAAUUCUGGAAGCACCAACCCCUGAGGUAUUAGGAAAAGCUAAAAAGAAUGAAUUGCUGACGAUUGAACCUCAAUGAGGUAAGGGGGUGUGAAGGAGCAGGGUAAGCAUAAAACUGGGAGAGCAGGUAAAGGUGAAAAAAAUAGGGGUUUUAUUACCCAAAAUGUUUAUAAACUCAACAGAACUGUUCUAGAGUCUAAACUUGAAUCAGCUAAACAGAACAAAACUGGGUUACAACAAUGCAGCGAAAUACUCCUCAGACCUAGAGACACCACUCAGCUCCUGGCUGUGGGCUUAUAUUGGAUGCUGGCCAUUCAAUAGUAAAUUGCAUGGGACAGAAAACAUUCCUCUCCUUUAAAAGAUAUGCCAUAAAUGACGUAGCUCCAGAGAACACCCCUCUGGCUGUAGCAGAAUCCAAUUAUCCAGCCCCAUCUACAUAGGCUGGUGUCAUGCAGCCACUGAGUCAUUUCCCAGGUUAUCAGGAGGACGGUCGGCUACAGGACACUUUAAUAGGCCCGGCUGAUGGUGCGGCUGCGAAUUGCAGACGCCACAGGGGACUAUGAGAAAGCCAGAAAUUCAGAGGAAAAUAGUUGAGCACUAUAUAUCUAUGAAGGUAUUUGAUAAGGAAGUGUUAAAGAGGUUUCCUGUGAGUAAAGAGGAGAUCCAGUUACAACUAGAACAAUUGAGGACUGAUGUACUUAGAUUAGAGGCUGAAGAAAAAGAGACAGAGGGGGUUUGAUGCAGACAAACAGAGGGAGGAAGCAGAAAAAAAGGUGUUUUGAAGCUGAGGAAGCAGACAAACAGAGGGAAGAAGGAAAAAGACAGAGGCAUGUUCUGACAGAUAAGUUAAGGCUCAAGAAAGAAGUUGCUGUCUCAAAGGAGUUGGUUGUACAAUUUAUUGCCAGCCAGGAAGUUAAAUUGGUCCCUCCAUUUGAUGAAACCGACGUAGGUAAAUACUUCCAGCCUUUUGAGAAAGUGGCUGAAAGUCAAAAGCGGUCGAAAGGAAGCUGGACUCUUUAGUUACAAAGUAUAAUUAAGGGCAAGGCUCAACACACACAUUCUGCCCUAUCAAUUGAAAAUGCAGCUGAUUAUGUCAUUGUGAAACAGGCUGUGCUCAAAGCUUAUGUGUUGGUUCCAGAAGCUUACAAAGGCUUAGAAAUUGGAGGAAAUCUAUGAAACAGACUUACAUGGAAUUUGCUUCUGAGAAGUUUGUGUGUUUUGACCGCUGGUGCACAUAUAAAAAUAUAAAUGAUGAUUUUUACAGAUAGAAAGAGUUGGUUUUAAUUGAAGAAUUCAAAAGGUGCGUCUAUGAUGACAUAAAGAGAUAUUUAGAUGAAAAUGAUGCUGCCACUUUGCAGGAGUCUGCUAGAUUAGCAGAUGUUUGCUUUAACUCAUAAGGUUAAGUUUACCCCGAAUAAGAGCUUCCGAAAGAGUAGCAGGGAUCACCAGGGUAAACCAGAAAUUAAAGCUGGGACUAGUGACAGGAGUAAGGAUGAAGGGAAACAGUUGAAGGUGAAAUAUUCUGGUCUUGCUUGUUACUAUUGUAAGAAAGCUGGUCAUGUGAUGGCUAAUUGUUCUGUCCUGAAGAAGAAAAAGGAAAAUGAGGCAGUCCCAAA